AUGUCACAGGACUUCAGUGAUGAGUGGGAGCUGAGCAAAGAGAAUGUGCAGCCCCUGCGGCAAGGACGUGUCAUGUCCGCCUUGCAGGAGGCACUGGCUCAUCAGGAGACCUCCACCCACACUGCUGUUCACCUCAAAAAACAGGAGUUUGAAUCAGAAAUCCGAUUUUACUCUGGAGAUGAUCCACUGGAUGUCUGGGACCGGUACAUCAAGUGGACAGAGCAAACCUUCCCCCAAGGUGGAAAGGAGAGUAAUCUCGCAGCAAUAUUGGAAAGGGCAGUGAAAGCACUCAAUGAAGAGCAGCGAUACUACAAAGAUCCCCGCUAUCUUAAUCUCUGGCUCAAGUUUGGAGAUUGCUGUAAUGAGCCCUUGGAUCUGUACAGUUACCUACACAGCCAGGAAAUUGGCACAACACUGGCACUACUCUACAUCACUUGGGCAGAAGUACUUGAGGCGAGAGGAAGUUUUAAGAAAGCAGAUCUGAUAUUCCAGGAAGGUCUUCAGCGCAAAGCUGAGCCUUUGGACAAACUCCAGUUCCAUCACAGGCAGUUUCAGAUCCGUGUUUCUCGACAGACGCUAUUGGGGCUAGAGGAAACUCCUAAUAGAGACACCGGUCUUCUGGGAGUUGUAGAACCUCAGAGAACCUCAUUGGCAGAUCUAAAAGGCAAGGGGAAUAAGAAAGUGAGAGCCCCAAUUAGUCGCGUAGGAGAUGCACUUAAAGCCACAAGCCAAACCAGAAGCUUCCAGGCUGCAACUUCUCAGCAGCUUUUAAACAAUCCUGAUUUUGCUGUAUUUGAUGAAAAUUCAGCCUCUGGAUCUGAGAUGCCCAUGCUUACACCACAGCCAUGGACAGUACCUCCAGCUCCACGGGCCAAGGAGAAUGAAAUGAGUGCAGGACCUUGGAACUCCGGCAGGCGUCCUCGCAACAGUGCAAAUUCUGGUAUAGAAGUGCCCUACCCACUGCCCAGUUUCACACCCUAUGUGGAAGAGUCAGCUCAGCAACAAGUCAUGACUCCCUGCAAAAUUGAGCCCAGCAUAAACUGUGUUCUAAGUGCUCGCAAACCUGAGAAAGAGGAGGAUCCACUACAGCGAGUGCAAAAUCAUCAGAAGGAUACUCAAGACAAGACAGAGGUGAUGUACUGUAAAGAUAAGGUUUAUGCUGGAGUCGAAGAAUUUUCUUUGGAAGAGAUUCGAGCUGAAAUCUACAGAAAGAAAGUAUUAAAGAAAACUGAAGAGGAGAUACAGGACAUAGCACAGAAGAAGGAAGAAAUACAAAAGAAAAUUGAGGACCUGGAGAAGAAAUUAAAGAAGAAAGAAGAUGACAAGCAGCAACAACCACAAGAACAGCCAACAGAGAUAACAGAAGCUUCACCACCUUUGGGACUGCAAGGAUUUACUUUUCUGAGUGCAACAGAAGUUGAGGAGAAACAGCCUCAGUUGCAAAGUGAAUCCUCAGUCUCUGAAGAUACUAAACUGCAUAAACCAUCUUGUUCUGAGGAUACGCAAAGAGGAAAUGUGUUUUUAGACUCUGAGAAUGAACAGGAGGAACAGAAGGAUGAGGCCAGCCUUGGAAAAGAAGGUACAAUUCUGAAGUGUCAUCUUCCCCCAGCGGAUCCUGCUACGUUUUUCACCAUAUUUGAUGAAUCCUCUACUUUGACAGAUCAGACUAUAAGUAGUUCUGCAGAUCCUACACAGAAAAGUGCCCAGCGCCCUCUUGCCAUUCGUAAAGCUUCAGAUUCUCUAACUGCAGAGGAAAACGUAUCACCAGAAGCCUGUGAUGAGCUGAAUGGAAUUGAACCUUUGACUGAAGAUGCAAUUGUGACUAGCUCCUACAAGAACAAAACCCUUUGUGCCAACCCAGAAGACACGUGUGACUUUGUUAGGGCUGCCCACUUGGCCUCAACGCCCUUUCAUGGGGUGGUAGCUCAGAGAGUCCCAGCUCCUGCUUUUUCAGAGAGUGUCCUGAAGGAAGACUCCCUAGAAUCUAAGACUGCAUCUCUGAAUCAGGAAACACCGGUCUGUGAGGGAGCAUUCAGUGAAGCGCUUUGUAUAAAGAAACUCAGCCCGAUCAUGGAAGCAAGCCUGGAAGAUACUCGCUCGUCAGGAUCUUCUGUCUCCUCAGGAUCUUCUCUUUCCUCUGUUACACAAAUAUCUACUAUAAAAUACUUGCAUAUCCCGGAGAAACUGGAAUUUACUCAUAGCUUGCCUGCAGAAAUGGUUACUGAUUCUGGAGGUGAUGACGUAACUCAGGUCUUGUGGUGCACUGAACGGCGUAAAGAGCUUUUAGAUCCUAUGCCAGAAUCAUUGACUGCUUCUCCAGACUUUCAUUUGGAGGCUGGCGCUCUGCCUGUCAUGCAGUUUGAGAAAAACGUUGAACUAGGAACUGACACUUACUGUAUCAAAUGGGAAUAUUGGACCAAUGAAGAACACAAGAUGUUUUUUGCCAUUCUAGAGAACUCUCCCCGGUUGGAUACAAAGGGAUUUGCGAUAAAGGUGCAUUCUCAGCCUGUGCCUUGGGAUUUUUAUAUCACACUUCAAUUGCAGGAGCGUUUGAAUUCUGACUUUGAGCAAAGCUUCAGUGAGAAUUUCAGCUGCUACUUGUAUCAAGACGGCUGUGCUAUUUUGCACAGGAAUAUAAAUUACUUUACGCUUGGGGAUGUUAUUCGUGGCUGUAAGUCCAUCACAGAUGAUGUUAUCCUACUGGUCGUUUAUAAUCUUCUGGGCGUGGUAGAGAAGCUCCAUAGAGCAGAGAUUGUCCAUGGAGACCUGAGUCCAGAGGUGUUCUUUCUGGGAGACAGGAUCUAUGAUCCUUUUGGUAAUGAUGAGAUGUCAAGAGCUCUGAAGAUCGUGGAUUUCUCUCACAGUCUAGAUUUGAGAUUACAGUCUCGAGUAAGUUUGCCCAACAGCUUUCCAAUAUCUCAGACCCCUUAUGGACAACAGCUUCUGACAGAAAGUUCUCUUCCUUAUCAAGUAGACUUGGUUGGCAUUGCAGAUAUAGUCCAUUUGAUGCUCUUUGGGGAUCAUCUCCAGGUCUAUCAAGAGAAUUCCAUCUGGAAAAUCAGCCAAAAUGUAUCCAAGACUGUUGACAGUGAUUUUUGGAGUAAAUUCUUUGGGAGAAUUCUGAAUGCAGAUGGUAAGUCCACAGUGCCUCUGCUGAGGGAGUUGAGAGAGGAAGUGCGUGCCAUGUUUGACAGCUGUUUCCAAGAACGCCUUUGUGACUCCUUAACUGCACUGGGAGAAACUCUCUUGGAGAACACCCUGUGACUUCAUAGAGGACCAACACACUUUGUAUUAUAGA
This is a messenger RNA of Mesitornis unicolor (brown roatelo), 3298 nucleotides long. It is a transcript of the gene BUB1B, whose product is annotated as BUB1 mitotic checkpoint serine/threonine kinase B. Gene Ontology annotation, biological process: meiotic sister chromatid cohesion, centromeric; mitotic spindle assembly checkpoint signaling. The record is from RefSeq and is a predicted model, not a curated record. Gene Ontology annotation, molecular function: protein kinase activity. NCBI's taxonomy places the organism in Eukaryota, Metazoa, Chordata, Aves, Mesitornithiformes, Mesitornithidae. The transcript has 23 exons. The coding region runs from base 1 to 3264 and encodes 1087 amino acids.